AUGGUUACCUCUCAUUACGACCGGACUAUAGAAGUCGAAGUUCCCAUCAAUAUUGCACUUAUCAAGUACUGGGGCAAAAGAGAUGAGUUGUUCUUGGAUGACUUAGAAAAGGAAGUUGGUAGCAGCGAAGGAAUGCAACGGACUGUCCGCACAAGCGACCUGACCCAAUAUCGUGCCCAAGUUAUUGUUCCCCAAAGAAUCAAAAGGAUAAUUCAUGCAUUCGAAUCACGUGAUUUUCCUGAAUUCGGACGUGUCGUCAUGGCAGAUAGUAACCAACUUCAUGCUAUUUGUAUGGACACGUUCCCUCCUCUCAAGUAUAUGUCGGAUGCAUCAUGGCAGGUCAUUCGAGCAGUGAAUGAGUUCAAUACUGAUGGAAUUCGAGCCGCAUACACCUUUGAUGCUGGUCCUAACGCGUGCAUUUUUCUGGAGCAGGGAAAUGUGAAAGCAUUUUUGGAGCAACUUUGUCAACAUUUCGUUAUUCCUGAAGAAAUCGUAGCCAGUUGUUUACAAGCAGCAGGCGAUUUUAAUCACGAGACUGUUCCUAGAACUUCAUUUGUUAUCAAAAAUGUGAUCAUAAGUAAG
Ostertagia ostertagi is the source of this 582-nucleotide messenger RNA. Lineage: Eukaryota; Metazoa; Nematoda; Chromadorea; Rhabditida; Trichostrongylidae. The record is from the annotation of a GenBank genome assembly.